This is a messenger RNA of Spodoptera exigua (beet armyworm), 2064 nucleotides long. The record is from the annotation of a GenBank genome assembly. Lineage: Eukaryota; Metazoa; Arthropoda; Insecta; Lepidoptera; Noctuidae.
AUGUGGAAGUUUGUGGUAUUAUUUUGCUGUAUCGCCGAUGUUUUAGGCGAUGGAUCGCGUGUUGUAAAUAUAACUCAAGGACCAGUGCGCGGACGCCUGCUUCCUGGUGGGGGCGUCUACGGAUUCUACAAUAUUCCUUACGCGUCUGCCCCAACAGGAGCUGACAGAUAUAAGGCACCUCGUCCUCCACCCACAUGGCUAACAACAUUUGAAGCUGAAGAUCGCAAGAUUAUGUGUCCGCAACGUUUUGCCAGUGGAACUAUGAACAUCCAGGAAGACUGCCUUGUGGUCAACGUGUUCAUCCCCGACACAGAGGAGACUAAUUUACCUGUACAUGUUGAACAUCCAGGAAGACUGCCUUGUGGCACUGAAGCUGCUCCCGGUAAUGCGGGACUGAAGGAUAUGGUAGCACUUCUUCGUUGGGUAAAUACUAACAUUGCUAGUUUCGGAGGUAAUCCUGAUGAUGUGACACUAUCUGCGUGCAGUGCUGGAUCUGGUUCGCUAGAUUUCCUGACUGUAUCGAGUCUUACCAAUGGCCUUUUUAAGAAAGUGAUUCAGGAGAGUGGUACUGUUAUCGGUGCUGUUGCAGCACAAGUUGAUCCCAUCCAAAAUGCUAGGAACUACGCUGCGGUACUAAACUUCGACAACGUCAAUGAUUUGAACAGUUUAGAAGAAUUCUAUAAAAACGUUAGCAUCCAGCAGCUAAUUUCACGAACUGACGCUAUAAUAAAUAACGAAGGCGUUACUUCACGAUUUGGACCGUGCGUAGAACGUGAUAAUGGACAAGAAAUAUUUUUAUCAGAUGCUCCCAUGAAUAUAUUGUCACAAGGGAACUAUACAAAGGUGCCUCGGAUAUAUGGCUUUACAAAUAUGGAUGGUUCGGUGAGAUUCUCUGUUUUCGAUACAUGGAAGGAAAUGAUGAACGAAAAGUUUUCAGAUUUUUUACCUUCAGAAUUACACUUUGAUAGUGAAGAAGUAAAAGAGCAAGUUGCCGAGAGAGUGAAACAAUUCUAUUUCGGAGAUAAUCCCGUGAGUGAACAUAAUUUUCUGUCUUACAUUUAUUAUAAUACUGAUGUACUUUUUGCAUACCCAAUGUUAAAAACACUUUCAACUCGUGUGGGAGCUCUAGAAGAUUCGAUAUAUUUAUUUGAAUACUCUUUUGUGGAUGAAAAUUCACCAGUUUAUCCAUUAACUGACGAAGUUGGUGCCAGACAUUGUUCUCAAGAAAGGAUAGUCUCAGACGGAGAUCUCACUGGUGCUACAGAAGAAUAUAAGCGAAUGCAAGAAAUUAUGAGAGAGUAUUGGAUGAAUUUCAUUUCCAAUGGUUACCCAUCAUCCAGUGACCCCAGUUUGCCUACAUGGAGACCUGCGAAUGCUCAAAGAUCUCCUCACAUGUCUUUGGGUCGAGACAUAGUGCUGAAGGAAAGCAGCCCUAUUCCUGAGAGAGCUGCUCUUUGGGAUGAGAUAUUUGAAGAAUAUUUCCGAGGUCCUAUUAUAGACACGAACCCUGCACCCCUUCCUCCACCGGUUUGGAUGUCACCGCUCGAUGCUGUAAACAGAAACAUCCGCUGCCCGCAGCCCAACGUACUAGAGCACACGCAGGAAGAUUGCCUGGUUGUCAACCUGUUCGUCCCCGAUACCACAGACACCAAUCUAUCCGUCUUGGUGUUUAUCCAUGGAGGAGCUUUUCAGAAUGGCCACGGGUUAUCUGCGCAGUAUAAAGAAUUAGUGCAAACGAAGAAAUUAAUAGCAGUUUCAUUUAAUUAUAGAAUAGGUGUCCAUGGCUUUCUAUGUCUUGGUACUGAAGGUGCUCCUGGCAAUGCAGGUAUUAAGGAUCAGAUAGCAUUAUUACGUUGGUUGAACUCCAAUAUUGCCAGAUUUGGAGGCAAUCCAGAUGACGUGACGUUAAUUGCCUGCAGUGCAGGUUUAGGUUCAGUAGACGCCUUAACACUUUCUAGUGCUACAAAAGGUCUAUUCCAGAAAGCCAUCAUGGAGAGUGGCAGUAGCACAGGAGCUGUCGGUGUAGUAAUUGAUCCCAUCCAAAAUGCUAAAGAAUUACGCUAA